Molecule: messenger RNA, 2144 nt
Organism: Tachyglossus aculeatus (Australian echidna)
Lineage: Eukaryota; Metazoa; Chordata; Mammalia; Monotremata; Tachyglossidae
Gene: SELENOP
Product: selenoprotein P
Exons: 4
Biological process (GO): selenium compound metabolic process
Cellular component (GO): extracellular region
Molecular function (GO): selenium binding
Source: RefSeq, a predicted model, not a curated record
GAAAGACCCAGCCAUGUGGCGAGGCCUGGGGCUUGCCCUGGCUCUCUGCCUCCUCCCAGGUGGUGGGGCAGAGAGCCAGGGUGCAAGUUCCCAUUGCAAGGAAGCCCCAAAGUGGCAAAUCAAGGAUGAGGACCCCAUGCUGAACUCUCUGGGAACGGUGACCGUCGUGGCCCUCCUCCAAGCCAGCUGAUACCUGUGCAUCCUGCAGGCUUCCAGAUUGGAAGAUCUGCGAGUGAAAUUGGAGAAUGAAGGCUAUUGGAACAUCUCUUACAUUAUUGUCAACCAUCAAGGAAUGCCAUCCCAGCUAAACCACAAAACUCUGAAAGAGAAAGUCUCUGAGCAUAUUCCUGUUUAUCAGCAGGAUGAAAAGCAAACUGAUGUCUGGUCUACCUUAAAGGGAAACAAGGAUGAUUUUCUGAUAUACGACAGAUGCGGCCGUCUUGUGUAUCACCUCAGCUUGCCUUACACUUUCCUAAGUUUUUCCUACGUUGAAGACUCUAUCAAGACAACCUACUGUGAACAGAACUGUGGAAACUGCUCGUACACGAUGCCCGAGGCUGAAGAGUUCUGUACCAACGCCUCGUCGGCUGCCAAAGAGAAAGCGACGGAGGCGCCGCUGCCCCGCCACGAUCACCAUCAUCACCAUCACCACGGGCACGGGCCUCACCCUUCGCGGACGGACCAGGCUCCGGCGGGUCCCGACGGCCCCCUGAGAGCUCCCGCCCCCGAAGGCCUCCACAAGCGGCCGAGACUCGCGGGCCAGCCCGGGCAGGGUCAGGGCGGGAGCCGGGAAGCGUCGGAGGGACGAGAGCUCCCGAGGAGGAAGGCCUGACGGAAGGGCAACGCGAGCUGUCAGAAUCAGUUACUCUGAGACUGGCCCAAGCGCUCCGGGCUUGCUCCGAGUAGCUGAUGCUGACACUGCCGCCACUUGCUCUUCGGGAGCAAGGCGGCGGCCGCGGCCUUCUGACGAUGCAAAGACACCCUCCCGGCUCUGUGCAGCUGACAGGGCCGGCAGUCUGGGGAAGACAUCAUUGAAUCCUGUCAAUGACGUUCCCCUCUGCCGGCCUGACAGCCGGCUGCCCAGCCCUCGCCCGAGCCCUCGCCCGCAGACCCCAACGCAGCCUGAAAGUGAGAAAAUACGGCCGGAGUGUGAAAGUGACCCACAAACUAAGCAUCUUUAAACCGAGUAAACCACCCCACUAGGCUCCUCUGCACUAGGGUCCAGCCCGGUGCUGAGAGGGACCUGAGAUUUAUUUUUUAAACCAAAUACAAAGGCCCUUAAUUAAUCCAGACUACCGGAGGGGCCAGAUGAAUUUGACCAAAGGUAUUCGGCGAGAAAAUGACUUACCAAUUUGGCCUGUAAAAUGGGAAUCUCCUACCCUGGAGUUUUGAACGGAGCCGUAUUUGAUCACUUCAGAGCCCGGUGGAGGGCAAUAGCGUGUCUGGGAAAUCUGUCUUUCUUGCUUGUCUUCCGCCGUUCUGCUUGCAUUUGUGACAACAGAAACGUAAACUAUAAACCUAGGGGUUUCUGUUGGAUAGUUAGCAAUCAAGAAUGGAAGACAAUCGAAAAAGACAGGUUUGCCUUCUUUUUUUUUUUAUUAUUACUUAUCUCCUCUGAGGAAGCUAGCUGGUAGUUUUUUAAAUCGUUUCUUUUCUUAAACUGAUCCAAAAAUCACGGAGAACGGCUACACCUCGUCGUAGCGUGAGAUGCAGAGACAGGGAACUGACUGAGGCUUUUGCCCCAGGAGAACGCGCCAUCCUGAAGACAUCAUCUGUAUUGCUUUAAAAUUAAUAGUUUUUCUGUACUUGGACGUUUUUAUAGUUUCAGAUUCCUACGUUAAUUUUAGAAUAUUUCACACUAACGAAACGUUUGACCAGUUUUACUUAGUUUUAUUUUCAAGAAAAGCAUUUGAGAUUGUCUAUUUGAAAAUGUGUUGAGGGGAGAGGAAUUUGCGCUGUAUAUUUGCGAAUGGCUUAGAAAGUAUUUGCCAUAGUUAAUGACGGUUCAGUAGGGAAAUCCACUCCUGUGAACCUGAGCUCUUUUUUAUGGUUAAUGCUAAUAAGCCCCGGAGGUGAGCAGAGAUAUACAAUAGAUGGGGCACAUUUGGAAUUUUAGAUGAACUCAAUAAAAAAAUGAAUCUAAA